Messenger RNA from Hemicordylus capensis (graceful crag lizard), 6842 nucleotides. RefSeq names its product zinc finger DHHC-type palmitoyltransferase 14 (gene ZDHHC14). The coding region runs from base 2399 to 3892 and encodes 497 amino acids. The transcript is spliced from 9 exons. Gene Ontology annotation, cellular component: endoplasmic reticulum; Golgi apparatus. Gene Ontology annotation, biological process: peptidyl-L-cysteine S-palmitoylation; protein targeting to membrane. NCBI's taxonomy places the organism in Eukaryota, Metazoa, Chordata, Lepidosauria, Squamata, Cordylidae. Gene Ontology annotation, molecular function: protein-cysteine S-palmitoyltransferase activity. The record is from RefSeq and is a predicted model, not a curated record.
GGUAUAUGUGGCGCUUAUGGGGCCUGUGAUUGAUUGAUGGAUUAAGUGCCGUCAAGUCUGUGUCGACUCUUAGCGACCACAUAGACAGAUUCUGUGCUGCUGCUGCUGUUCUUUUUCUUUCUAUGCCAACCUCAUUUCCCCUGAUCUCGGGCCCUGUUUUUGUAAAUGUCUAUAUAGUUGGUGCACUCGAAAGAAAACCAUGGACUACAUUUCCCAGAAGGCUGCGGGAAAGAGAGAGGGAGGGGGACGCGGCUGAGAGGAGAAACGGGACCUUGAGUCCUCGAGGUAAGCUAACGCUGGCGCCUGUGGCUGGCAGCCAGAGGAGGAGGAAGAAGAAGAGCAGGAGCAGUGGCGGCAGCAGUACAUCAGGCGGUGGCUCCCGUUGCUGCCGCCUGGGGUUUGCAGGAGACAUUGCCGCCGGCUGCUGCGAAAAGAGGGCUGGAGUGGAGAGCAUGCAGGGUGGACGCCCGGAGAGACUGACCCGACCUCCCCUCUUGCUGCUGCUUCUGCUGCGUGGUCUGGAAUAGGAGAGACCGACCAGGCAGAGAGUGUGAAAGGCGAAAAGCUGGAAUAUUAAGGCGGACAAAGCUUUGUCUGGAGACCGGCUUGGGAGAGACACGCAGGCAACCCUGGGCGGCCGCCCUUCCUUUCCGGAGGAGCCCUGCCAGGCGGACGCUCACGGGCAGAGUUACUGCUGUCGUCGCUGCUGCCGCCGCCGCCGCCGCCUGACAAUGAAACUGAAAGACAAAUCCCGAGGAGGGGGCGGAGGAGGAGGCGGCGGCAGCGGCUGCUGCUCCUCCGUCUGCUGCUGGUCUGGGUGAUCCGUUCCUGACCUCCGCGGUGGGCUUCUUAAAUCGGGGACGGUUUGAGAAGGAAAUCUCCUCUCCCCUUCUCCUCGCUAACCGGGGUGAUAAUCGGCGACUCCGCUUCCCGUCGGCAAAAGAGGUGACUGAGGAAGGAACGGGGAGCCUGCCUGUGUGAGGAGGAGGCAGCCCUGCCUGCCUGCCUGCCUGCCUGCUCCCCCAGCAGCCUUCAUCGGCUUUUGAACGCGGGCGCGUGGAUAUUGGAAGGAGGCGAGGGAGAGAGCGGGGCUGAGGAGGCUGCCGCCGUGCGUGGCUUCUGCUCCGAUUGUCGUUGUGCUUCGGGUGGUGGUUUCUCUCCCACGCUGCCCUUGGAGAUGAAAAGGAAGAGGUGGCUGCUUCUGCUGGGGAUAAGAAACGUAGAUAAAGAGCAAGGAAACCUCGAAGCGCCUCUGCUCUUCUUCUCGGCGUGUAGCGGGAGGCAACGGUAGGAAAGGAAACCCCGGGACUGAGGUCGUGUGUGGCCGGGCUUGGAGUCUGACAACAGUUUGAAGGAAGCGGAAGAGGGUAGAUGCCAACCGAUAUCCUCUGAAUUGGGAGACGGAUCCUGGGUGUCUCCAAGCGUCUGACUAAAUAAUUCCUGCCUCGGAGCUGAAAUGAAUUUCCUAGAGCGAAGAAGUAGUGAAACUCCUGUAUUUGCUUGUUUAAAGGUCUGAAAGUCUAAUCCACAAGUAACGGAAGGAAGUGGAGGCAACAGCAGGGAUCUGUAAUACAGAAUGGUUUCUGAACAGCCACCUUGCAUCUGUGUCCCCUGAAAUCAACUUCUUUUUCGAAACAGAGGGGGAGGGACACAAACAGGAUAUACCUGUGGGCAAAUAAAAUGAAGGCUGGCUCAAAACAUGCUCUUUUCCAUUUAUCUGUAUGUAUAAUAUCUGUUUCAUGGAUAAGUCCUGAGCAUGUGUUUUUCAUGCUUAGGAAGCUUUCCUUUCUGUACUGAGAGACACUAGGAACUAAUGAUCUCGGUUGUCAUUCAGAGCAAAAAGAAGAAAAUAAACCAUUUACAGUGAGUUACACAAUCUAGGAAGAAGUAGGAUAUUAUCCAUUGUUUGUCAGCAGCUGGGCUUGGAUCAGGAUUUAUAUGUUUGGAAAAAUUAAUAAAGCUGUUUUAUUUUUGUAAAAGGGUCUGUAAAGGAUCUUAACAAGCCUUUCUGAAAGGAACUUAUUUAGAAAACUGCUUGCCUCAAAUUUUGACCAAGAAAUAGCUUCACAAAUGGCACAAUGCUUCAAAAUCCUUUAACCGUUUUAUGAUUAAGUGGCAGUUGACUUCUAUUUUUACAUUAAUCCCUGUGUUUUGUAUGAUUAUGCAGUUCUAAAGGAUUGUUUUGAACUGUGGUUUUUUUUUUUUUUAAUUAAUUGUGAAGAAGGGAAAGACUACUUACCAUUCCUGGAAUGACAUCUUUUGACUCGGUGGUUCAUUGGGUAUUGUAUAAUGCCCUGAUAAACUUCUUCUAAUAAAACAACAAAUUGUGGUUUCAGGGACAUUAUUUUACCCAAUUCUUAUUUGCGGGGGGGAUAUUUACCCUCCUUUUUCUCCCUUGAUGACUCUUGGAGGUGGUGGAGGAGGGCCCAUGAAAGACUGUGAAUACAGUCAGAUCAGCACUCACAGCUCCUCUUCGCCCAUGGAGUCUCCCCAUAAGAAAAAGAAAGCAGCUCCCAAGAGAAAAUGGGAGGUUUUCCCUGGAAGAAACAAAUUCUUUUGCAGUGGAAGGAUCAUGAUGGCUCGCCAGACUGGAGUCUUCUAUUUGACACUUGUUCUUAUCUUGGUUACCAGUGGACUCUUCUUUGCAUUUGAUUGUCCAUAUUUAUCAGAACAGAUUACACCUGCCAUUCCUGCAGUAGGAGCAAUUCUGUUCAUUUUUGUGAUGGGGACCUUGUUGCGUACUAGCUUCAGUGAUCCUGGAGUCCUGCCUCGAGCAACACCAGAUGAAGCAGCAGAUCUGGAAAGACAAAUAGGUAACACAGAAGAAAUUGCAAAUGGCUCCAGCUCAGGAGGGUACCACCGUCCAGCUCCCAGAACAAAAGAAGUGCUCAUCAAUGGGCAGACAGUAAAAUUAAAAUACUGUUUUACCUGCAAGAUUUUUCGCCCACCUCGUGCCUCACAUUGUAGCCUUUGUGAUAACUGUGUAGAACGGUUUGAUCACCAUUGUCCAUGGGUAGGCAACUGUGUGGGGAAAAGAAACUACAGAUUUUUUUAUAUGUUUAUUUUAUCUCUGUCCUUUCUGACAGUCUUUAUAUUUGCAUUCGUUAUCACCCACAUCAUCCAUCGAUCUCAGAAAACAGGGUUCUUAAGUGCUCUCAAAGACAGUCCUGCAAGUGUGCUGGAAGCUGUGGUUUGUUUCUUCUCAGUUUGGUCCAUUGUUGGGCUCUCAGGUUUUCAUACUUAUUUGAUCAGCUCCAAUCAAACAACAAAUGAAGAUAUUAAGGGAUCUUGGUCAAAUAAAAGAGGUAAAGAGAACUACAAUCCAUACAGUUACGGCAACAUUUUCACUAAUUGUUGUUCUGCACUCUGUGGGCCCAUCUCUCCCAGUUUAAUUGACCGAAGAGGAUUUAUACAGCCAGAUACUCCACAGCCAGCAGCACCCUCAAAUGGCAUUACAAUGUAUGGGGCCACACAGUCUCAGAGUAAUAUGUGUGAUCAAGAUCAGUGCAUUCAGAGCACUAAAUUCGUUUUGCAGGCUGCUGCCACGCCACUUCUCCAGAGCGAGCCCAGCCUAAGUAGUGAAGAGCUACCUUUACCAGGAAAGACCACUAUUGGUGCUCCCUGUGCCACAUUAACACUAGGGCAGCCAACUCCACCCUCUUCUAUGCCAAAUCUCGCUUCAGAAACAGGUUUGACAGACAUGAUACCAUUACAAGAGGAUCUUGAAGGUCAUCAGUUUCUUACUCCUGAUGAAGCUCCAUCACCACCAGGGAUGUUGCCAGUUGGGAAUCCCAUGAUACACAGCCGUACCAUGCAUGUCCUCAGCCUAGCCAGCCAAGACUCGUUGCACGAAGACUCAGUACGUGGCCUUGUGAAACUCAGUUCAGUCUGAGCAACUUAGAAUAUGACAGUUACUAUACCAACAACAAAGAACUUGCAACGCUGCUUUUGGACUCUGUGACACUUAUAUGUAGCUGAAACUUUGCUAUGUAACCAAGUCUACUAAAAGAACAAAUGGUUUUUGUGUAGUGGAGUUACAAUACUGUUUAAUAACUAAGAUGUUGAUGGUUUGGAUUUGAUGGUGACAUUGAUAUCUAGAUAACAGAAACCUACAUUAACCCGCUUUGGUGACUAAUGGAGUCCAGCAGCUUUGAAUCCUGGUUCUACAAAGGUGAUUAUUAUAGUACUUUUAAAAAAACAAACAAACCUGGUUAUAAGUAUAAUAUUCCAUGUUUUAUGAAGCUCGUAUAAUACUGCCUUUGUAGCCAGAGGAGCUAUCCUUCUCAUGUUACUGUGCUCUAAUGUUUGAAACAGAUUACAAUUAAAAAAGGACUGCAGUUGUGGAUUUGCAUGCCACGCUACAGUGUAUGUUACAGUAGUGUUGGUAUUGAAAGAAAUUGCUGCUUUAUUAUUUGUGAAUUCCAAAAUGCUGUUUCAUGUAAAAGACUUUUUCUCAGCUUAGUCAAGGUUAUUAUAAAUAAAUGAUUUGGUGGUACUUCAGUUGUGGAGGGCUACCAAUUUUUGCAUAUCAUUUGACUUUUGAGUGUCUAAAACAAGGUGUUGUGUGGUUUCAUACCAUAGCUUUCUCUCCACCCCAACAUCAAAUGUGACCACAUUAGUUGUGGACAUCCAAUAAAAAGGCAUCCUCUAUCACUGGAUUGGUGUAUAGUGUUAUGCUUACAGAGCUGAUCACAAAACAGCCACAGGUGGAUAAUAUGGAUUACAUUUUUUCCCCUUUAAACUGAUGCAAUUUUAGAAACCCAGAGGAUUAGCAAAAAUCCAAUUAUGAAUUGUUUUGUUUUAGUAUUGUAUGCGAUUUUAUAAAUAAGCUGUUUAAUUUUAAGACACCAUGUCCACAGCUAACCUGAGUAUUGAAAUAAAUUAAAAUUUAAUAUCUCCUUUGGGGCCCAUACCAAUGGUAUCCAGGGGAAUCUCUUUAAAUGAUGUCAAGGUUCUAAGCCUUGGUGAAGGAAGAGAUAAGACACUGGAAUAUAACUAAGCUAAAGGCAAUCAAUGAUAGCUGUCAUGGGUACUCUCAACUAUAUAUUCUGUUAUUUAAAAUUGAUAUGUAUGAUACAGAAUUGUUUGAUGCUUGGGUUCUGGAAAAUUUUGAGGUUAAGAAAAAAUAGUUACAGUGUAGUGGGGCGGGGGGCAGUUUGGAAAUUCCCUCAGGGAUAGCCCAAGAUAACAUACAAUGAGAAUUCAAAUGCUAUAUACCAUUGCAUCUUGCCGUGUUUUUAAGAUGCUAGGACCUGCAAUAAUCUCUUCUCAGGACAAAAUUUAGUGCAAAGUAUUUUUUAAAAAAUUAAACCAUCACUGCAGGCAACUACUUUUGAAAAAACUUAGAUCAUGAAAGCAUGAAUUUGUUGCAUCACUGAGAUGCAGAAAAAUAUAAUUAAAAGGAAAAUAAAAGCACAAUGAUUUAAUUGGAAUAAGGCCAUCUCUAUUACAGAAAUACCAGAUUACAUACUGGUAAGAACCCUAACACUGUGUACAAUUUUAUAAAAGAUAUUAUUUUUCUCUGAACAGUGAUACAGACUUUCACCUUGUUGCAUGUAUAGAAAAUAUCUAGAGAAAUUUUUGAUAUCCACAGGUUCCUCAUUUUUUUCCAAUUUUGCAGAAAGCUAUGCAUGAUCUGCAGUUAUCUGGUUGUGAGCCAUUACAAUGUUUACAAGUUUUCAUGUAAAAAGGAUAUUGCCUCUCUUCCUAUCUGACCCCAUGGGGUUUCUUAAAAAUCCUGCACACAUUCUUUCAUUUAGCACAUGUCUAUUCCAAAGAAAAAAACAAUUUUGAGAUGCAUUCUCUUGGCUUAAUGUUUGAUUACUGUACUGACAGAACUUAUACAGCUGUAAGCACCAAUAUGUCGGCAGUAAACAUAGAUUUACAGAGACAUAUUCCAUGGAGGCGGAUGGGAUUGAAUUCCUUUGAAAACUCCAGCCAUACACUUCACUGUCUCCCAAGAACAGUUAAACACCUCAGAGGCAACAAUCCCAAAUCAGAUUUUAAUUUUGUGAAUUAAUAAUGUUAUGAAGUGUGCGGAAGGAUGUGAUUAAAAUUACACAGUACAUUCCGGAAAAUUGGUGGACUUUGAUAUCUUGCUCUUAUUCCUUUCUGUCUCUGUCAUCCCUUUCUGGUGCGGGGAAGAAAGAUAGAGUGAAAGUACAUACCUUUUGGGGGGCUCAUUGCAGUAAAAUAAUCAUUCCUGACAAUUGAAGGGAAAGUUCUGUCAACCUAGUUGCCUAUGUGGACAAUAUUACUUCAUGGUUUACUUUGACAGUAUUUGAUUAGUUCGGUGGAUCUGUUUAAAUGAACAUUAUUUUACUAAUUCUGCAGAUGCCAGAACAUGGAACUUGCAUUCCCCAUAGUGUAGAAAAUCAACGAUGAUAAAUAUUUUAUUCAGCCAUUAUGACUUCACAGCUGUGGAGCUUACACAAAGGAGUAGAACUGUUUAAAAAUUCAUCUUGCAUUUUCACAGAAAUACUUAGGCUUUUUUUAAUAGCAGCAUUUGGGUGCCCUUGCCAUUAGGAAAUAUUCAACAGCAUUGUGCGUGAUGCAAGUCCAUAAUAUGGUUCUGGUAGCAUUUUUACUAUGGGAAGGAGUGAGAAUUCCAUGCAGUUGUUUUUAGGCCCCCUCUUAUGUAAAGCUUUAAAAUGCUGCACUAUCACAUUAAAAUACCUGGUUUGGUUUACUUAGAAAGAAAAUGCUUAAUAACAUUUAAGUACUGUGAAUACUUAUUUUAGAACAAAUUUAUUAUUUCCAUUUACAUUGAUGUACAAUUUUUUCCUGUUUAUAAUCUUUUUGACUUUGUCUUGAAGAAUAAAAAUACAGCAUUUUUAAGCAUU